Molecule: messenger RNA, 183 nt
Organism: Nakaseomyces glabratus
Lineage: Eukaryota; Fungi; Ascomycota; Saccharomycetes; Saccharomycetales; Saccharomycetaceae
Gene: TOM7
Product: Tom7p
Biological process (GO): protein insertion into mitochondrial outer membrane; protein import into mitochondrial matrix
Cellular component (GO): mitochondrial outer membrane; mitochondrial outer membrane translocase complex
Source: RefSeq, a predicted model, not a curated record
AUGAACUUUUUGCCAUCUUUCAUUUUAAGCGACGAAUCAAAGGAGCGCUUCAACAAGAUCCUCGACCUAACACAAAGAGUUGCCCACUAUGGUUGGAUCCCAUUCGUCCUAUAUCUUGGCUGGGCCCAAACAGCUAACAAGCCAAACCUAUUCAACCUACUUUCCCCAUUGCCAAGUGUUUAA